Molecule: messenger RNA, 278 nt
Organism: Rhododendron vialii
Lineage: Eukaryota; Viridiplantae; Streptophyta; Magnoliopsida; Ericales; Ericaceae
Product: beta-amyrin 28-monooxygenase-like
Exons: 2
Coding region: 24-278 (84 amino acids)
Biological process (GO): sterol metabolic process
Molecular function (GO): monooxygenase activity; iron ion binding; oxidoreductase activity, acting on paired donors, with incorporation or reduction of molecular oxygen
Source: RefSeq, a predicted model, not a curated record
UUCUACCACCAUAACUUUUUUUCAUGAAGUAUGUGGGUGAAAAUCCAGAUGUCUACAACAGAGUACUAUCAGAGCAAUUGGAAAUCUCGAAGGGCAAAAAGGCAGGGGAAAUGUUAGAUUGGGAAGAUUUGUCGAAAAUGAAGUACUCAUGGAAUGUGAUGUGCGAAGUAAUGAGACUUGCUCCUCCUCUUCAAGGAACUUUCAGGGAGGCCCUGUGUGACUUCACCUAUGCUGGUUACACAAUCCCAAAGGGAUGGAAGGUGCGUAAUAAUAAGUAA